This is a messenger RNA of Cygnus atratus (black swan), 3819 nucleotides long. RefSeq names its product leptin receptor (gene LEPR). The transcript has 18 exons. NCBI's taxonomy places the organism in Eukaryota, Metazoa, Chordata, Aves, Anseriformes, Anatidae. Gene Ontology annotation, biological process: cytokine-mediated signaling pathway. Gene Ontology annotation, cellular component: membrane; external side of plasma membrane. The coding region runs from base 71 to 3568 and encodes 1165 amino acids. The record is from RefSeq and is a predicted model, not a curated record. Gene Ontology annotation, molecular function: cytokine receptor activity; protein binding.
AGACCAAAGAAAAAGAAGUGUACCGUAAUGAAACCCUGAUGAUAAUUAUCAUUCUCAGUUAAUUUUCUGUAUGUUUUUCAGACUGGCUCUUCAAAACAAGAUGUAUUGGCAAGUCAUUCUGACCACGGCUGUGCUGUUGGACUUCAUUCACGCAGCAGUUGCCCGUUGUAUGGUCCAUCAGAUUCUUCCCAGGAACUUUACAUUACCCUGUAUGUUGCUGAAUGAGACAGUUUUGAGUCCUUUCUCUGCUGGAGUUGUAGAGAGCUGGUCUGGUUUGAGGACAGAGCGUGGAGCUGCUGAAACCAACCCUCCCUUGCUAAUGAAUGCAGAAAGUUUUCUGUGUUGCCUUUGGAGUGAUAACAACAUUGAUUGUUCUUUGUACAGAGCAAGCAUGCAGCCAAGGAUGUUUAUUCCUUCAGAAAUAAGCAUCUCUGCUUCUCAGGAAAGAGAUUCAAAUUGGAACAUUGAAUGUUGGAUUAAAGGCAAGCUGGAUCUGUUAGUUUGUAGCCUCCGGUUUUUGAAGCUACACUUGGGACCUGAUUUGAAGGUUAAUCUUUUAUAUGCUGUAUCGGAUCUGCCGCUGGGAGAUGCAUCUACGAGCUCUCUAAAGGGGACUGCUGUGGCUGCUCAGUGUGGCUGCAGUGAGUAUGGCAAGUGUGAAUGCUGCGUGCCUUCUCCGAGACUCAACUACACCUACAUCAUGUGGCUGAAGAUUGUCACUGGGGUAACACCUCUUUGGUCACCUUUGAUGGCAGUCAAGCCCAUAGACGUCGUAAAGCCUGAACCUCCUUUGGACCUGCAUCUAGAAAUGACAGAGAAAGGUGAAGUGAAGAUCUGCUGGUCUGACCCCGUGCUGAUGCCAUAUCCCCUCCAGUAUGAAGUGAACAUCUCUGGAAACGCAGGUCAAAACAGCUGGCAGGUGGUUCAAGUUGCUUUAAACACCUCACUGGCCAUAGACAAUUCGCUGCUCGAUUCCUCCUAUUUCGCUCAAGUGCGGUGCAAGAAUCGUUAUGGUCCAGGGUUCUGGAGUGACUGGAGCACACCAUAUAAUCUGAAACUGGGAGCUGAAGUCUUGUACUUCCCUUCUAAGAUACUGACCAGUGUUGGUUCUAAUGUUUCAUUUCAUUGCAUCUAUAAAAACAAAAACAAGAACGUAUUGUCAAGGAAGAUUGUUUGGUGGCUGAAUUUAGCAGAAGAAAUCCCAGAAAGUCAGUAUACGCUUGUGAAUGAUCGCGUAAGCAAAGUUACUCUUUUCAACUUGAAAGCAACAAAACCUAGAGGAAAUUUCUUCUAUAACGCAUUGUACUGUUGUCAUCAAAAUAGGGAAUGUCAUCAUAGAUACGCUGAAUUAUAUGUAGUAGAUGUGAAUAUCAAUAUCAAAUGUGAAACUGAUGGGUACUUAACUAAAAUGACUUGCAGAUGGUCCACAAACCCAAACACUUUGCUCGUGGGGAGUUCCUUGCAGUUAAGAUACUACAGGAGCAAAAUUUAUUGUCCUAACUUUCCAAGUAUCCCUCCAGAAUCAGAGGUGAAAGAAUGCCUUUUACAGAGGAAUCAUUCUUAUGAGUGCAUAUUUCAGCCUAUUUUUCUUUUAUCUGGAUAUACCAUGUGGAUAGAGUUUAAGCACUCGCUAGGAACACUUGAGUCCUCACCAACUUGCGUCGUUCCAGCAGAUGUGGUGAAGCCACUUCCUCCCUCUGACAUUAAAGCAGAGAUCACCAGAAAUGAUGGGCUGCUGAAUGUGAGCUGGACAAACCCUGUGUUUACAAAUGAUGAUCUUAAAUUUCAGAUUCGGUAUGCUGAGAACGGGGAAGAACUAACAUGGGAGCUGUAUGAAAUUUCAAAUGUGCCAACAAGAUCAGCUAUGAUAAAGGUUCAGAAACUCUGUGUUGAGUAUGUUGUUCAGGUCCGCUGCAGAGCACUGGAUGGUUUAGGUUACUGGAGCAACUGGAGCAGAUCAGCUUAUGCAGUUGUGAGAGAUAUCAAAGCUCCCUUACAAGGCCCUGAGUUUUGGAGAGUUGUUGUUGAAGAUCCAGCAAGGAGGCAGAAAAAUGUUACCCUCCUGUGGAAGCCACUGAUGAAGAAUCACUCAUUGUGCAGUGUGAGCCGAUACAUUAUAAAGCAUCAGACAUCAGAAAACACCACGUGGUCAGAAUAUGUCGAUAAAGGCACUACCUGUUUAUUUCCAUGGACUGAACACACACAUACCAUUACAGUUUUAGCCAUGAAUUCAAUUGGAGUUUCUUCAAUUAAUUUUAAUUUAACUCUAUCACAGCAAUUGAGCACAGUGAAUGCUGUGCAGUCACUCGUUGCUUACCCAGUGAACAGCACUUGUGUGAUUUUGACUUGGACGCUUUCACCUCGCACAUAUGUGAUAACAUCUUUUGUUAUUGAAUGGAAAAACCUUAACAAAGAAGAGGAGAUGAAAUGGGUGCGAGUUCCUCCGAAUACUAGUAAAUAUUAUAUUUAUGAUCACUUUAUUCUUAUUGAGAAGUACCACUUCAGCCUGUACCCCGUGUUUGCUGGAGGAGUUGGCAAAUCCAGAGUGACAGAUGAAUUUACCAAAGUUCCAGAUGGAUAUGAAAACCAGAAUAAUGCUAGCCUCUAUAUGGUUCUGCCAAUAGUUAUUUCAACCUUGGUUUUGUUGCUUGGAGCAUUGCUGAUUUCACAGCAAAGAAUGAAGAAACUGUUUUGGGAAGAUGUUCCAAACCCCAAGAAUUGCUCCUGGGCACAAGGAGUUAAUUUUCAGAAGCCCGAAACUUUUGAGCACCUUUUUAUCAAGCACCCCGAAGCAAUGUCAUUUGAGCCUCUUCUUCUGGAACCAGAAAUAGUGCUGGAAGACAUCAGUGUUACCAAGGCAUUGAAACAAGAAGAUACGCAAGAUUUUUUAGUAAUUAAUUCAAUGUUUACAAAAAUUCAAGACUCUGAACACGACUCUGCUUGUUCUAGCAGCCAUUUCACUAGCAGCAGCUUCUCUGAGAGCUUUCACAAUGACCAAAUCGCUGGAGAAAUUACAAGGCAGUCCGACAUAAAAUAUGCUACUAUUAUCAGCAGCUCCAGAUCCAGUGGGCUUUAUGAAGAGAAGAAGAAUCUCAGGAGUUGUUUUGAGAGAUGCUUCUUAGCUGAAGAUUCCUUAGUUGCAGGUGCUUUCUCAAGUAGCUCUUGGGAGGUGGGAAACCAGGCUUUUCUCCUGCUGCCUGAUCAGCCUGGCAGUCGGCCCAGCAAGACUCUUUCCCUUUCCCUGAUUUCUUCAGAGGGGUUUUCAGAGCCUUCAGAUCAGGAUGACGCCUUCACAGAUGGAGGCAGUCGUGAGCGAAGCCUCUAUUACCUAGGGAUAGCAUCACUUGAAAAAAGAGAGAGUGACAUUUUUUUAACAGAGAGUUCCGGAGUGAUGUGUCAGUUCCACACAGCUGAUCUGCUCAGAGACGUGGGGUUCCUUCAGAACACGCCUCCUAGUUUAAAUGCAUUUAUCCAAAGUAGCUUUAAGUAUAAAGCCAUUGUGCCGUACAUGCCUCAGUUCCAGAUGCCUGCUGCCAAGGUGCAAGACGCCACAGAGAACAACUCUUAAGUCAUCACACCAUAACUUGAUGCUCAUCGUGGCUUUUUAGGUGUUGAUAUGUUCCCCCAUUUCCCCUCUCCUGACUUCUUUCAGGAGCUCUCCUGUUUGGAAGUUGGGUGACUAAUCCUGUAUUUGAGUCCCAGGAUUUCAGCAGGAAGAAAUUCUGUUUCUUGACCUAAUUGACCUGAUUUUCACAUGAGGGGCCUUCCUUUAUAUAUUUGAUAUAUAAAUAUAUUCAAAUUAGCCUCUGGUGCCAAAUA